CAAUCUGUUAUUUUUAUUCUAACCUUCAAAAAUUGAGUUUUUGUUAAAUUGGCAUUCAAUUCUAUAUAGAUGUGCUGAAAAGUAGAAUAUCUAGAAUAAAAAUUAUUAUUAAGAAAAAUGGAACCUAUAGGAUAUCCUCUCAAGGAGAGCUCAAAAGUUUCUUUUGCUGAUACUAUUCGAGUCACCAAAGAGGAAGAAGAGAGUCGUAAUAUCUGUAAGGUUGAGACUGGAGAUUGGCAUGUUGUAGAAGAAUUUACUGAUCAAAAUCAAAUCUAUAAUAGGACCAACAUUGAAAGUUUUGUUAAUACUAAUGGCUCAUCUGAACAAAGUGUUCUUCACGCCUUUAAAAUGGAAGAAGAUGAAGUAAAUCAUCAAUUAAACUCUGAAUAUAAGAUUGAUGAGAAAAUUGUUGACACCCAGCAAAAAAAUUGCCAAUUUUGUGAUUUCUCAUCCGAAAAUAACUGUGAUCUCAAUAUUCAUAUAAAUACUAUUCAUUCAAAAGAAAAGCCACAUAAGUGUAAUUUAUGUGAUUAUGCUGCAAACAAAAAAUCUUAUCUGAAAGUACAUAUAAAUACAGUUCAUUUGAAUUUGAAACAACAUAAAUGUGAUUUAUGUAAUUAUGCCACAAAUCGUAAAUCUGACCUAGAAUCGCAUAUAAAUUUUAUUCAUUUGAAUUUGUAUUUGAAACAGCAUGAAUGCACUUUGUGCGAUUAUGCUUCAAAUCGAAAAUAUGACCUACAAUUACAUAUAAAUUCUGUACAUUCGAAUUCCAAGCCACAUAAGUGUAACACAUGUGAUUAUGCUACGAAUAAUAAAUCUCAACUAAAACUACAUGUAAAUUCUGUUCAUUUGAAUUUGAAGCAGUACAAGUGUCAUUCGUGUGAUUUUAGGUCAAAUCAGAAAGCUUCUCUAAAAGUACAUAUAGAUUCUGUACAUUUGAACUUGAGGCGGCAUGUUUGCCACUUAUGUGACUUUAGUUCCCAUCUAAAAUCUUCUCUCAAAUCACAUAUAGAAUCUGUGCAUUUGAAGUUGAAGCAACACAAGUGUGACUUAUGUGAGUUUGCUUCAAAUCGCAAAUCUAAGAUAUAUAGACAUAUAGAUUCGGUUCAUUUGAAGCCACAUAAUUGUCAUAUAUGUGAUUAUGCCACAAAUAACGAAUCUCAUCUGAAAACACAUAUAGAUUCUGUUCAUUUGAAUUUAAAACGAUAUAAUUGUGAAACAUGUGAUUAUGCUACAAAUCGGAAAUCAGAUCUUGAAUCACAUAUCAAUUCUUUUCAUUUAAACUUGAAACAUCACUGUCAUAUGUGUGAUUUUAAAAGUAAUUGGAAAAAAUCUCUCAAAAAACAUAUGGAUUCUGUUCAUUUGAAGUCAAAUGCACAUAAGUGUGACAUAUGUGAUUAUGCUACAAAUAAGGAAACUCUUCUGAAAACACAUGUAGAUUCUGUUCAUUCAAUUUGAAGCAACUUAAAUUUCUUUUUUUUGUGAAAGGUUAUAUAGUAAAUAUAUACUUGAUUUGUUGUUCCUAUUAUAUUUUAUUAUUAAAAUUGAUUCCUCUCUUAAAUCUUGAGGAAAUAAUGUUAUCAUAUUAUUAUUAUUAAUUUGAAUGCAAAGCACCAUAAGUGUCACUUAUGUGAUUUAAUGCUUCAAUUUUGCGAAUUGUGACUGUAAAAUUGACACUAUUUGUUUCGUUUUUGACAUCGAAUUUUAACAAUUUCCUUGCGUUGUUAAAGCAUGGAUCGUUCCAUUUUUAGUAAUGACGUAGUUUGUACUUGUCAAAUGUCAAAAGAUGUUGAGUUUCAUUAGUGACAACUGCCCAUAUAGCGGGCUAUUCAAAAUAAACCUCUUAUUGAACAACCUUUUAUAUUCAUGAUGCUUUGAUAAGAUCAUAUAGCAAAUAUUAAAUACUUAUUAUUUCACCUAUAUUUGAUAAUUAUUUUUCAUUUGAAUUGAAUAAAUAAAUGUGGAUAUCUUCAA
Messenger RNA from Harmonia axyridis, 1974 nucleotides. Its product is annotated as zinc finger protein 64-like. Gene Ontology annotation, biological process: regulation of transcription by RNA polymerase II. The transcript has 2 exons. Gene Ontology annotation, cellular component: nucleus. Gene Ontology annotation, molecular function: RNA polymerase II transcription regulatory region sequence-specific DNA binding; DNA-binding transcription factor activity, RNA polymerase II-specific. The record is from RefSeq and is a predicted model, not a curated record. NCBI's taxonomy places the organism in Eukaryota, Metazoa, Arthropoda, Insecta, Coleoptera, Coccinellidae. Bases 118 to 1458 code for a protein of 446 amino acids.